AUGAACUGCAGCGACGGGCCGCCGCUGUUCGACCUCGACGACCCGUUGACGUCGUCGAUUUUGAAUAUUACGGUCGAAUUUAAGAAUUUCUACAAGCCCAUCCACCGAUACCUGGCCGUCAUUUUGUGCAUCGUCGGCCUGCUCUUCAACUCGGUUCACAUUUGGGUGCUCAGGCAACCUCGACUACGAUCCACAUCUGUGCACACGGUGUUGAUCGGAAUCGCGUGCUCCGACAUCAGCACGAUGGUCAGCUACUUGAUCUACAACACACGCUUCGAAAUCUUUGAGCACCGCUACGGCUACUCUUAUAUUUGGACGGGGAUUCUCGUGCUUCACGUAACCCUCUCCAUCGCCUGCCACGCCAUCACCCUGUACCUGGUCGUGUUGAUGGCAUUCAUCCGGUGGCGGGUGAUGAUCAAUCCAGGGAGCGGGUGGAUGAGGACGCAACGAGCUUGCAUCGGCUGCAUCUUGCUGGCCGUCUGGGUGGCGAUGCUGAGCAUACCGACUUUUCUCAACCACCAAAUCCUCCCAAGCUACUAUUACUUGGAUGAGAAUGAUAAGAAGCACUACUUGUAUCAAAUCGGCUUCUCCAACAUGAUGCUUGAUAACGGUUGCGUGUUGAUGAAGGCCAACCUGUGGAUAACUGGCAUUUUCAUGAAGGCGAUCCCCUGCUUCUUGCUCUUCUGGCUGACCGUCGGCUUGAUCCACCAGAUGCGCGUCAACAGGAUGAAGCGGAAGCUGAUCCUCCACGUGAAGGAGGACGAGAAGCAGAGGAAGAGAGGGGAUCAAACCACCUACAUGCUCCUCUUAAUGGUCAGCGUUUUCCUCUUCACCGAGUUACCGCAAGGCGUUAUUGCCAUUUUGAGUGCAAUGUACACCCAGGAAUUCCACCGUCACGUCUACGCGCCAUUGGCUGAUGUUCUGGAUUUGUUGAGCCUCGUCAACUGCUACGUGGCCUUCCUGGUCUACGUUUGCACCUGCUCACGCUACCGACAGACUCUACUCACGAUUCUACCAAACGUCGAUAGAAUCAUGUCCAAUCUGACAACACGCCAGAAUACGCUGGUAAACCCGCAGAAACGAGACUCGUUGGCGCCGAAUGGGACAAAGGUAAUUCCCCAAUCAGUCCGACGCUGCAGCCGCUCCGAGGUGGUCAACACGGAAGUGACAGCCCUGGUCAACGGCCGUGAAAGCUGUACAGACACAUACUUG
Messenger RNA from Mesorhabditis spiculigera, 1212 nucleotides. The record is from the annotation of a GenBank genome assembly. Lineage: Eukaryota; Metazoa; Nematoda; Chromadorea; Rhabditida; Rhabditidae.